This is a messenger RNA of Mytilus californianus (California mussel), 9422 nucleotides long. Its product is annotated as cholesterol transporter ABCA5-like. Gene Ontology annotation, cellular component: membrane; intracellular membrane-bounded organelle. Lineage: Eukaryota; Metazoa; Mollusca; Bivalvia; Mytilida; Mytilidae. The transcript is spliced from 33 exons. Bases 480 to 5648 code for a protein of 1722 amino acids. Gene Ontology annotation, molecular function: ATP binding; ABC-type transporter activity; ATP hydrolysis activity. Gene Ontology annotation, biological process: transmembrane transport; lipid transport. The record is from RefSeq and is a predicted model, not a curated record.
AGUCAGACUACUUAAACCAAUGCAAUGUUAAAAAAAAAAAACAUGUAGGGCCGGAUGCACUCACUUUCGCCAAAAGUUUGCAAAAUGAGUUUUUUUUCUUCAGUGUAACAUACAAUUAAUCGCUCGUUUGCAUCUUUGUUUACAUUUGUGACGUCACAUGGGCUGGGUUAUAUUUGUAUUUGUACUGUGGAAGUGGGUAUUUUGAAACACAUCUCAUCACAUGUGUGUUUACUAUUAGGAUUUUCCCUAGCUUCUUCAUUUAUAAAAGUCUGGAUACAUGUCAUGAGUUUAGUUUAUGCUGAUGGGAAUACUAGAGAGUAGACUAGUUUUAUUGUUGAACAUGGAUAUUUAAAUUAAAAACUGACCAAUUAUUGAACAAUUACACAUGACACAGAGGACAUAGCAGUGUCAACAAUAAUUGAACAAUUACACAUGACACAGAGGACAUACCAGUGUCAACAAUAAUUGAACAUUUACACAUGACACAGAGGACAUACCAGUGUCAACAACCAGAAAAAAUGGCAACUUUUUGGGAUCAGUUUAAAAUUCUUAUGUGGAAGAAUAUUUUACUGAAGAAGAGAAAUAAAAAACAAGUAGCACAGGAAAUUCUGUAUCCAUUAUACUUUAUUGCCAUUCUGAUAUUGAUAAAGGCUUUCAACAAAGGCACAGAAAAACCAAGGAUAAGUGACUUCCCAGCAUACUCAAUGACUAAUGCUAAAUUUUUAGAACGAAACUUUUUUAAUGGAAAAUACAUUCUGAUAUCGCCAGACACUUCUACUUCACAUUCUAUGGCCAAUGAAACGAUUAAAGUUUUUGAAGAAAUGGGUAAUAUAACAUCUGGUCAAGGUCCGUCUCUUAUGUAUUUCACUGAUAAAACAGCAAUGGAUGACUACUAUGAAGCUAAUACAGAUAAUGUUGCUGCCGGUAUCAUCUUUGAAUAUUCAGGGGGAGAUAAUUACUCGUAUGCAUUGAGAUUCCCUUCAACGAAAGUUCCUGGCACAGGAUCUUGGACUUCUAGUGCUGGACAGUGCCGAGAUGGAGAUGGAUUGGAUCAAUCUAACUGUGAUGUUAACCAGUAUUUAAAUCCAGGAUUCUCAUUGCUACAGUUAGCUAUAGACACAGUUUUAAUUAGGAUGGACUAUCCUUCCUACCCAUUACCAGAUGUAACUGUUGAGAUGUUACCAAAGCCAUCCUACAAACCAGAUUCGACGUACAUCCAAGUGAUAUCGUCAAUAUACUUUGUCUUAGCAUACUCUCCAUUUGUUAAUUUUCUCACUGUGCAUCUUGUAGCAGAGAAAGAGAAAAAGAUAAAAGAAGGGAUGAAAAUGAUGGGUUUACGAGAUUCUGCUUUUUGGCUUUCCUGGGGACUUUUGUACCUUAUUUACAUCACUAUUGUUACCGUAGUAACAGUAAUAUUGGCAUAUGUCAGCGGAUUUUUUGUCAGCAGUAAUGUUUUCUUGUUUUUCCUGAUUCUGAUGUUUUACGGACUUUCUAUUAUUUCUUUUGCCUGUCUUUUAACACCAUUCUUUAACAAGGCACAAACAGCGGGAGGCGUGGCCAGUUUAUUUGUGAUGUUGUUAAGCUGUUUGUACUUGGUUGUUAGUUUGACGAGAGAGAUUAAAGAAGAUGGUUCUGUGACAUAUUCCAUUCCGGCAGUAGCCAGGGGAUUUAUGUGUCUAAUUUCACCAUGCUGUGUGUCAUUAGCUAUUGAUCAGGCAGUGUUUUUGGAUAUAACAGUUGGAAUGGAUUUUAAGACUGCCGGACAAGGAGACUUUCCACUCUAUAUUCCAAUGUUCAUGUUACUUUUUGAUAGUGUUUUAUACUUUGUCUUGGCCAUGUAUCUUGAUAAUGUCAUACCAACUGAAUAUGGUGCCAAAAAGCCACCGUAUUAUAUCUUUAUGAAAUCCUACUGGUGUCCAGGUACCAGAGAAGUUGAUUAUGAUGAAAUGGAUGAAGAUUAUGAUGCCUUAUUUGGUAAUGAUGUGGAGAAAGUCACCACUGAUAUGAGACAGCAUACAGGAGUCAGAAUUUUAAACCUAACAAAAGAAUUCAGUGGAAAAGAAGAAACAGUCACUGCAGUAAAUAAAUUGUCUCUAGAAAUGUACACAGGUCAGAUUACAUGUUUGCUUGGACAUAAUGGAGCUGGCAAGACAACACUUUUCAACAUGUUAUCUGGUCUGGUAUCACCAACAAGGGGAACAGCGAAAGUGUUAGGUUUGGACAUAAAUAACCCAGGAGAUAUGUUGAAGAUCAGACAAAAAACAGGGGUCUGUCCACAGCACAACAUUCUGUUUGACAAAUUGACAGUCAUUGAACAUCUUAAAUUGUUUGCUGGAAUUAAAGGAACCAAAAAAGAUAAUAUGAUGAAAUCAAUAAAGCAGAUAUUAAAUGAUGUUGGAUUACUUGAUCAAGAUGAUACAUUUGCAUUAAACCUUAGUGGUGGACAGAAGAGGAAGUUAUCUGUAGCUAUUGCUCUGAUUGGGGAUCCCAAGAUUGUGUUUCUGGACGAGCCUACUGCAGGAAUAGAUCCGUUUUCAAGACGCCAUCUAUGGUCUGUCCUGAAAGAAAAGAAGAAAGGUCGUGUUAUACUUCUGACAACACAUUUCAUGGAUGAAGCAGAUAUUUUAGCUGACAGGAAAGCUUUCAUCAGUAAAGGACAACUUAGGUGCUGUGGUUCAUCACUUUUCUUAAAGAACAGAUUUGGAAUAGGAUAUCAUUUAAACAUGGUUGUAGGUAAAGUGAGUGACAAUGAAAGUAUCACAGAUCUUGUGUGUAAAAAUGUUGAUGGUGCCAGACAUAGGAGAACUCAUGGAAAGGAAUUAGCUUAUACUUUACCAUUGGAGGAAGUUGGGAGCUUUAAGAAUCUUUUUGCUGCCUUGGAAUCUAAAAGUACUGAUGUAUCAACGUUGGCAGAAUCUAUGGGAAUAAAAAGUUAUGGUGUUUCUAUGACAACACUGGAAGAAGUUUUCUUGGCACUAGAGGAAGAUGACCAGUCCAUGGAUAUUAAAGAUGUGUUGAAACUGGGUCAUCAUCAUGCUGCUAGUGCAGACACACUUGAUAACAACCAGGAUGCCGAACCAACCAGCAAAAGUACAGUCAACAUACUUGAGGCCUUUGAAAAUUCACCACUCAUCAAAGAACAAGAUAAUUUAAAAACGCAGCAAUUUUGGGCCCUGAGCAAAAUUCGCCUGAUUCGAAGUUGGAAAGACAAGGCUUUAUUAUUUGUUAAUUUGUUUCUUCCUGUGGUAUUUGUGGUAAUAGGACUAAUUGUGAGUAAAACAUCAGCUAAGAACACGGAAACAGCACCAUCACCAUUGAAUCUGACACUUGCAUCAGGAAUAUAUGCUAAUUAUACUUCCUGGCCACCGUCUGCUGCAAAUCCACCCGUGUUGAUUCGGGAUUCAUUAGGAACAACUACUGGGAAUGCUUUCCUUCAGAUUUUUAGGAGCAUGUUUGAAACAAAAACUUUUACAAACUCAUCUGAGAUUGUAGACACUACUUCAAACUUUGGAAUAGAUUUAAAGAAUCUCACUGUAGCAGCUAGUGCAAUCAGCAAUGUUGGAUACAGUAUUCUGUAUAAUAGUAAAGCUACACACAGUAUACCUUCUGUCAUACUUCUGAUGAGUAACAGUCUUCUCUCCAUGGCAACAGCCUUGGUGAAUGGAACAAGGAACACAAUAUCUGCUGCUAGUCUGCCAUUGUGGAAACCUUCAAAUAAACUAACAUACAACAACAAUGCAUUCUCAUCUGUUAUUUUGGUGGCCAUUGCUUUUGUUGUUGUGCCACCAGGUUUUGCCGUUGAUCUAGUCAAAGAUAGACAGUUUAAGAUCAGAAGUCAGUUGAGAACAGCAGGUGUACCGUUUGGUGUUUACUGGUUAUCUAACUUUUUUAUUGAUGUCUGCAAGUUCUGUAUCCCGGCAGUAUUUUGUGUAAUUCUCACAGUUGCUAUACAGGUUGACAGUUUGAAGCCAGGUGGUGCUAUUUUUUCUCUUGUUCUUCUAUUCCUGACAGUUAUACCAUCCUCAACACUGUUUGUUUACAUCUUUCAGUUUUUAUUUGACAACUUUGAGACCUGUCAAUCAUCAUUGACUGUUCUCUACUUUUUUAUAUCUUUUAUUCCAUACUUAGCUGUCAGCUUAGUUGACAUGAUUUCAGGAGAGAUUCCAGCCAGGAUCAUGCACUACAUCUUUGUUAUGCUUCUGCCACCUUACAAAGUAUUUGGAGGCAUUUAUUAUAUUGAUAGGGUGUAUCGAACAAGUUUGCUUGGAAAUGGACAGGACAUUACAUUUGAAGAAUAUUUUAAGUGGGAGUCCAACAUACUCUUACCUAUACUGUGGCCAUUUGUAGAGAUACCGUUGUAUAUUAUGUUACUGAGAAUUCUUGACGUCCGUAAAACAGGAGGUGAAAUUCAAGAUGCAUUACCGUGUAUCAGUAAAAAAAAUAGUAACGAGGUGGAUACAGAAAAUUCGGACAUUAUAGAAGAUGAAGAUGAAGAUGUUGCAGAGGAAAGACAAAGGGUUAAAGCUUUACAGACAAGAGAAAUGAGCCAGUACCCUGUGGUAAUGGUAGAAAAUUUAAGAAAAGAAUUUGCAAAAAGGGGGAAGCAGAAAAGAGAUGGAUGUAAAAAGGUCCAGGCAGAAGAAAAGGUCAAGGUGGUUGUUAGGAAUGCAUCCUUUGCUGUUGAAAGUGGUGAAGUACUGGGACUUCUUGGACCUAACGGAGCAGGAAAAACUACCACCUUGAAUAUGGUUAUUGCUGAGGUUGGACCAACGAAGGGAAAGGUCCAUGUAGGAGGGCACGAUGUAAGAUCCAGCAUGUCAGAUGCCUUUAAAGUACUUGGAUACUGUCCCCAGCAUGAUGCAUUGUGGGAUUUGGUUCAGCUUGAUGAUCAUCUUAGGGCUUAUGCUGCCAUCAGAGGCAUUCCAAAAAGAGACAUAGAAAAUGUCAUCAAUUAUUAUAUAAAAGAAUUAAAGUUAGAGGAUCAUGCAGGAAAAAUGUCAAAAAAAUUGUCUGGCGGUACAAAGAGAAAGCUAAGUUAUAUAAUCAGUAUGCUUGGUCGGCCUAAAGUGGUGCUAAUGGAUGAACCAUCUACAGGAAUGGACCCACAAUCAAAAAGAUUUCUCUGGGACACUAUUAGUUCCAGUUUCAGUGGAACAGAACGUGGUGCUAUAUUAACGACACAUUAUAUGGAAGAAGCAGAUGCCUUAUGCACAAGAGUUGCAAUCAUGGUCAAUGGAAAGCUUGAAUGUAUAGGUGCAACUCAACACUUGAAGAACAAAUAUAGUAGUGGAUAUUUAUUGGAAGUCAAACUUAGAAUAGAAGACAUCACUGACGAAGAACAAGCUCACCGAUUACAGGAGUUACAAAACUAUGUUGUGUCUCUUUUUCCAAAUGCCGUAACAUUAGAGAAAUUUGGAACUUAUGCCCAGUUCAAAGUACCGAAGACAGAUGUUCCGUCAUUAGCUAAUGUCUUUGCCUCACUUGAAGAAGGUAAGCGUCACCAUGGAAUGGAAGAGUACAGUUUCAGUCAGUCUACGUUAGAACAGGUGUUUAUAGAAUUUGCUAAAAGGCAGUUAGAUGAACAUGCUGGUGAUCAUGAUGAGGAUGAUAAGAAAGAUCAUAAAAGAACAUCCUCUCUUGUUAUUUGAUAAUAAACUGGUGCUUUAAUGUCUACACUGUGUUAUGGCCUUUUACUGUGGCCAUUUGUUUGCUCUGUGUGAUAAAUUAAAAAAACUUGAAAAAAAAAUUCAAUGCUAAAAUAAAUAUUGUAAUGAUAUGUUUACUCCUAAUGAACCUGGUGUCAUUUGGACCACAUUGGAUUCCAAGAUACGUAAAAUUGUUCCAGAUGGUACUUUGUAUAUUUCUAUAAUUUAAGAACUUAUUGUGAUAAUUAUUGUUAAAUGAGGCAGGAGUCAGUAUAUAUUGUGAUCUUUUUUUCUCUUUGUUCAUACAUCUAGUCAUUCAUUUGUUCUGUCCAUCCACAUGUUGUACCCAAUUAAGUAACAUCGAAUUAAAUUUUUCUUGUCAACCCCAAAAAAUUGUUUUUCUAAUGAGAAUAUUUUUAGGGUUUUCCAUUACAAAACAUGGCAAUUGUCUUUAUAAUUUAUGUGGGUGUAUGUCUUUUUUAGCAUGACUGCACUUGAGAAUGGUGUAAAUAAUAAAUAUUUAAAUAUAAAAGUUGAUCAACAAUGUAAAGUGAUUGGUUAUGUUUAUAUUUUUUAACUUUAAUUAUUAUUGAUUUUUUAAAAUAUUUGAAAGUUAUUUUCAAUGUGGCAAGCUAAUUAUUUCCUAUCAAAUUAUGCUAUGCCAUAAUGCAUCAUUCAUAUAUAUUUUUUAAACAGUAACAUAUCAUUGUAAUCUGCCUGACUCUACUAUCAAGCACUGAGCCAGGAUCACACGCUUUUUAUUUAUUAGCUAUUUCCACAGUUUAUUUACUGUAUACCUAUAUAUAGGUUACUGGUUAACAGUGAGCCAGGAUCUCAAACUGUUUAUUUCCACAGUUUAUUUACUGUAUACCUAUAGGUUACUGGUAAGCAGUGAGCCUGGAUCUCACACUGUUUAUUUGUUACCAAUCUCCUCAGUUUUCUACCAGGUUAUUGUUGUAUAUGUCUUUCAUCACAGAAGUACAUACUUUUUUGGUUUGAUUAAUGUACCGGUAGUGUUUUAUUUAAUUUUGGAAACAAAUGAUAAAAUGGAGCCAUAAUUCCUGCUAUUGAUUUGAAUUAUGUUCAUUUUAAACUCCAAAUCAUUGUUGUUCUUGCCUCCUCGUCCUGGUUCUAAGGUUAAAACUAACAUGACUUGUCUCUGGAUGUUAACCUUUUUAUACGCCCGUUUACGGGACGUAUUAUGGUAUACCGUUGUCCGUCCCGUCCGUCUGUCCGUCCGUCCGUCGUCAACAUGUUGGACAAUAACUCAAAAACACUUUAACCAAUUCGCAUGAAACUUUAAUGAAAUGUUUAUAUCUAUUGACCUGAGCUCCCUUUCGUUUUUUAUAAAUUUUAGAUUUUCAGUUUCCUAGUAUUGGGUUUUUUUUCAAUUAAAAAAGGGGGAUUUUCCAGUUUUCGGACAUUAACUCAAAAACACUUUAACCAAUAUGCAUGAAACUUUGGUGAAUUGUUUAUAUCUAUUGAAGUGAGCUCACUUUCAUUUUUUAUAAAUUUUGGAUUAACCGUUCUGAGUUUCUGGGUUUUAUUCAUUAAAAAAGGGGGGAUUUUCCAGUUUUCGGACAAUAACUCAAAAACAAUUUCACCAAUUUGCAAGAAACUUUGGUGAAUUGUUUAUUACUAUCGACAUGAGCUCCCUUUUGAUUUUUAUAAAUUUUAGACUAUACGUUUACGAUUUAUGGGGUUUUAUUCAUUACAAAAAAGGGAUUUUCCAGUUUUUCGGACAAGAACUCAAAAUUGCUUUCAGCAUUUUUGAUGAAACUUUGGUAAAUUGUUUAUAUCUAUUGUUGUAAGCUCCCUUUUGAUUUUUAUAAAUUUUAGAUUUUACGUUUCCGAGUUAUAAGAUUUUAUUUAUAAAAAAAGGGGUGAUUUUCAAGUUUUUGGACAAUAUCCUUAAAGUGCUUAGAGCAGUUAUCAUUAAACUUUGAUGACUGAUUUAUAUCUAUUAAGAUAACCUCCCUUUAGUUUUUUUUAUAAAUUUCUGAUAUAAAAUUGAGAAUAUUAUAAUAUGUCAAGUAUUUAAUUACAAUCCAAAUUCAGAAACCUAAAAUGUGUCAAGUAUUUAAUUACAAUCCAAAUUCAGACCUGUAUCAAGCUUGAAUAUUGUGUCCAUUUUUGCCCCAACUUUUCAGGGUUGAACCUCUGCGGGCGUAUCCAGCUGCGCUCAGCGAAGCAGUUUAUUUCUUAUGGCACAGUCAGAUACUUGUUAAGGUGAAGAUUAGGUUCAGGGUUAAUUAAAUUUUGAAUCCCUCUAUACCUGCUAUGAAUUCACCUUCAAUGUGUGCUGUCCUUUUGUAUGUCUCUCUCCUUUGUGGUGCUAGAAAUGUUCUCAUGUCCAUUGGAAUGAUCAGUAUGUCCAUCUGUCUCAGCAUUUCUUCUAUUUCCUUUAGGUAUCUGUAUCUUUGACAAUUUAGUGAACAAACUAUAUCAUUGUGACCUUUAAUUGCCAAAGAACACAGUCAAUUUUUAUUACUAAAUAAAAAUGGUAAACUUUUCUUACCAAAGAAACACACAAAAAAUGUAAAGCCCAGAAUCAUUCUUUUUUCCUUGUCCUAAGAAUUUUUGCUGUCUCUAGAUUUUUUAUAUGGGAAGAAAUAAGUGUCUACAUUUUUUUAUUUAGGAAAAUGAUUUAUGUUUCGAGAUUUUUCACAUGGGAAGAAAUUGGUGUCUCUACAAUUUUCACAUGGGAAGAAAUUGGUGUCUUUACAAUUUUCACAUGGGAAGAAAUUGGUGUCUCUACAAUUUUCACAUGGGAAGAAAAAUUCUAAAAGUAUGAAAUGUAUUAGAAAUAAGGAGAAUUUUAAAACACUUUAUAAUAAUCAUAAUGUAAAUUAUGGAGUAAUAUUACAGUUAUUGUGUGAAAUGUUUUAUGCAAAGUUUAGGAAAAUUGAGAGGCGUUACAAAAUGUGGAGAAAAUUGUUUAAAUUUUUUCAUGUAGGGUCUUUUAAACCUGUCUUUACGGUAUGGGAUAUACAUUGUUGAAGGUCAUGCUGUGACUCAUAGUUGUAUACAUCUACAUCAUUUGGACUCUUGUGGAUAGUUGUCUCAUUGGCAAUCAUACCACAUCUCCUUAUUUUUAUAUCUUGCUCAAAAAAUGAAAACAACACGUUAUAAAUUUCAUACAUCCCAAGCGCUUUGAAAUCAUAGCAGUAAGUUUUGGACCCAUCUUCAUAUCUAUUUUAUGAACAUGUUUUUUAAUUUAACCAAGGUACCUUAUAUAUUGUGGAUUCAUUUAUUCUAGUCCGUACCAAUUUUCCUGGAUUAAGGAAGAAUUGUACUUUUGUGGAUACUUCAUUUUGUGGUUUUGCAAGAGUCUUAUGCAAGCCUAAAAAAAUGUGUACUUCCUUGAACAUUAAGUUGUGGUCCAUUUGUACCCAUGAAAUCAAUGAAAAUUGAUAUCUCAUGAAUAAUGUGGAAUCCACAUUGAAAAAAUAAUAAUUUCUUUACCCAAAUUUAAAAAUAAACACAAAUUUUUAGGUAAGAAUGAAGAUUAAGAUGUAAGGCAUCAAAAUUAAUAUGAAGAGAGAAUUUAUGUUCUGAAAGUAAAAAAGUACAGAAAGUUUGAUUCUGGUAGUACAAAAAUGUAGCUAGCAUAGAAUGUAAUGGCAAGGAUUUCAGUCAACUGUAUAUUAUGUUAUAUUUAUUCGGGUCUGUAAUCAUAUUUUGAACCGGUAUUUAUUAUUGUUAUAGUUAUUCUUGAUAGCUACAAAUUUUUACAUAUGUAUGUAUUUGAGAUGAAUAUUAUUUGGUGUCAACUUG